UGCCACACUGGAGAUUAAUUAAGAGAUAUAAAAGCCAUUUUUACAAUAAUUAGUUGAGCCAAGUCUGUGAGUGAGAUCUUCCGUGGCUUUGACUAACAUUUGCCAAAUCACUUUUAAUAAGCUUGGUCCUGCUGCGGCAUCAGCUGCACGCUCAGUACUUAGCAAACUUUUAAUGAAACAUGUUUUUUGGUUUUUUUUGUUUGUUUUCAUAAUCACACUUCUCAGUGUCUAAGACGCAGCCAUGAGACGGCGGAGUAUCUUAAACAUUUUUGAUAUAAGAUCUUCAGUGUCACGGUGGUGACGUCAGGUGCACGGAGGAGCAGGCAGGGAGCGGAGAGGCGGAUAAGCAGGACACAACCUGUGCCGGUGCGCAUCUUUCCAAACUUCUCCAGCGCUGUCCAAAAGCGCGGGGCAAAACAAAAGCGCCAGAGGAAGAGAUCAUCAGGACGAGUGAUGAAUAACAAUUCUAACAAUUUAAACACGAGUCCGCCGGAGGUCGGCGGCGGCGGGGCCAGCGGCGGCUCCGGGACCGUGGACCAUGAACUCGUUAUCACCUCUACCUUCGGGACGCUUCUCUCCGUUGUCUACAUUAUCGGAGUAUCGGGGAAUGUGUACACCCUGGUGGUGAUGUGUCACUCGAUCCGUUUCGCCACUUCCAUGUACAUCUCCAUCAUCAACCUGGCUCUGGCUGACUUGCUCUACCUCUCCACCAUCCCCUUCGUGGUGUCCACCUACUUCCUGAAGGACUGGUACUUCGGGGACGUGGGGUGCCGCAUCCUCCUCAGCCUGGACCUCCUCACCAUGCAUGCGAGCAUCUUUACCCUGACUGUCAUGUGCACGGAACGCUACCUGGCUGUCACCAAGCCGCUGGACACGGUGAGACGCUCCAAGAGUUACCGUAAAGCUCUGGCGUGGGGCGUUUGGCUGCUUUCUCUGGUCCUCACUGUGCCCAUGAUGAUCAUGGUCGCCCAGACUACUAAGAACACUCCGGAUGGGGGUGUAAAGAGGAUGUGCGCACCCACCUGGGCGCCCCUGGCUUAUAAAGUGUACGUGACUGUCCUGUUUGGCACCAGCAUCAUGGCACCGGGACUCAUUAUUGGUUACCUGUACGUCAAGUUAGCCCGCACUUAUUUAGAGUCCCAGCGCAACUCUGUGAUCAGCAAAGGCGGUAAGCGGUCACCAAAGCAGAAAGUGCUGAUCAUGAUCUUCACCAUCGUGCUGGUGUUCUGGGCGUGCUUCCUGCCGUUCUGGAUCUGGCAGCUGCUGCCCCUGUACCACACCAAGCCCCUGAGCUUGGCCUCGCAGACACACACCUGCAUCAACUACCUGGUGGCGAGCCUCACAUACAGCAACAGCUGCAUUAACCCUUUCCUCUACACGCUCCUCACCAAGAACUACAGGGAGUACCUGAAGAACAGACACAGGAGCUUCUACAGGUACACGUCCUCGUUUAAGCAGCGGCCGCCCAGCCUCUACUCCUGGGGGAAGUCUGCGUCCUCCAGCAAUCAGUUUGAGUUCAACUCCGAGACGCUGGUCAUGGGGACCCUAAAGUGACUUCUGAGCCACCUGCAAGAGAGGAAGAAGCUUUUGUAACCGCGACAGGUAGGUG
Messenger RNA from Scatophagus argus, 1609 nucleotides. RefSeq names its product urotensin-2 receptor. The transcript has a single exon. NCBI's taxonomy places the organism in Eukaryota, Metazoa, Chordata, Actinopteri, Scatophagidae. Gene Ontology annotation, biological process: neuropeptide signaling pathway; regulation of blood pressure; blood vessel diameter maintenance. The coding region runs from base 454 to 1554 and encodes 366 amino acids. The record is from RefSeq and is a predicted model, not a curated record. Gene Ontology annotation, cellular component: membrane. Gene Ontology annotation, molecular function: urotensin II receptor activity.